AUUACAAAGAAGCGCGGGGUUCAAAAUCCGUCAGAAUUGGUCAAAUGUGUCUGGACUCAAGUAAUGUAUAUUCGAAGACGGAAUUAUGAACAUGGAAGAAUAAAAAGAAACAAUCGCAGAAACAAAUCGAACGAAUCGCUUCAUUUUAUGUAAGUUUUCAAAGUCUCAAAGCUGGUAGACUCGGAUGCAAAUAUUAGUUCCAAAUAAUUAAGUACUGGUUAGAAGAGCCCAGAAACUUGCAUGAUCUGUUCUAGAAACUAAAGGGAUUCAAGUUCGACUAGUUCGAGAGAUCUGGAAGAAAACAUGUAAUCCGUUUUUCUAUUCUGUAGCACUAGCUUCAGAGUACUCCUCUGAAGUUGUGUCAGAUCUGAACUUGUUCAAGUUGUAGAUGAUUUUAAAGAGUACCGAUAAUUUAGUGAAUCCUUAAAGCGUCGCUAAAUUCACUACAAAUAUCUGGGCUUCGAACCGUUUGCUAGUCCUUUUUCUAAUUCAAGGGGGGAGGCGAUGUACGUAAGACAUCAGAUAAAAAACUCCUAUGAUUAAGCCGAUCGAAGUGAAUCCUGGAGUUUUGAUGUUAUUAAUGGCUGGGAAGAGCCUCUGUCAAAGUGGAUAUAUGGUCAGGUUUCAUUAACUAAAAUACUUGUAUUGCUUAUUGUAGAAGCUUGUAGCUGAAAUUCAUUCACUGUCGUAUACUUUGCCGUGAGUGAGGUACGUUAUUACCCUUUCGAGCUAAAAGCUAAUCAACGGUUAUGUUCGUCUGGCAAUCGUUUACCAGUUCUCAGUGUGUUUAUAGCUUCAGCUGUGUGUUACCUAUAUGGAUUAAGCAAUUUUUACGUCUUGCGGCGUGGACUACUCAAUGAGGUCUCUCAUUUCAUGGACUUUCAAUCAAAGCUCAGCAUUCAGACACGUUCAUCAAAGCUCAUUAUGUACUAGAGAAGAAUGCUUUUUUUGAGUAUAGCCAUUACUCAUGUGCAUACCAAUCGCGAGUAACUGUUGUAUGAAUAACUGCUGCUUUAAAAUUGUGAAAAACAGAUUAUUUAGUUUCUGUCUAGAAAUUCCAGUACAUUCUCCUGUAAGAUUUCUAAAUAUACCUCUGAAGAUAAAUAUCGUAUUCCCGCUUCGAAUAAUUAUAAACUCACCAUGCUGUUUGCGUAUUUCUGGCGUAUUUCUAGCACUUGUCUUUGUUGCCGUUCUUGGUUGGGUUGGAUAGCUAACCAUUAUCUUCAUCCUUUAUCAAAGUCGGUCAUAAAGUAUACUUGUUUAACAAGUUAUAAUGAAUGUCAUGUUAAGUACGAAAUGGAAACUAUAAUAUCCGAAACAAGUUUACUCGAUAAUUAAUACAAAGUUGAUAUGUCAUGAUUCAAAUGUGUGGUGUUUCUGUCUUUCGUUCAUUGAUUAUCGUUAAACAGGUUCCGUGAAUGGUCUUACUAGGUACUAAGACAGUUCCAUGCAUUAUGCAUAUGGUGUCAUGAUGGAAAUCACUUCUGGUAUAUCGCAUUUAAGAUCAGUGCUGUUUGUAAACUGUUUGCUUCAAGAAUACCAACUCCUAAACCGCAGUUCUAAGAACAACUAUGUUGCUUUUGAUAUCGUGAAUUCAGACGUUAAUGAAUAUUUUCCAUUUGAAUAUACAAAACAUUUAAUUUAGUGAAAAUGCGUACCUAAUUAGCAGAAGUCUUCGAGUUUGGGUUUUGUUACUCUUAUAGUUUUAAGGAAACCGCUUACUAUUUUUCUGCUCAUAAAUAGAGCGUAUUGUAUUACUGUUGGGCUGAAUAUUUUUUUGUUUCUUUAAAUCAGAAUCCAUAACUUAAAUCGUAGUGCUGUGUAGUAAGAGUACUGUAAUAGUAAACGUGAUUCCCGAAAUUUUAGAUUUGGAACCUAUUUUAAACUUCUGUUGGCUUGGGCAAGCAUAAUAAUGCUGGACUUUUUUACGGAUCUUCGUUUUGAAUUUAUUUGGUCUUGUUGGCUAAUGGUACGAACAGUUAAUGAUUCAUUCAGAUAUCAGGGUCUGGCAUUUGCUCUGUUCUUUACAUUCACUGCAAUCAUGGCUGAUUUGCUUUGUUACUUCCUUGUACCUACUACAUUGAUCUACCUGCUUGGUAGUUCAUGUGUAUGGAUACAUCUGUUAUGGCAAACAGAUCGUGGUGUGUAUAUCCCAACAGUCGCAUUAUGUUUUUUAUUCUUCUAUGUCGAGGUAGCUGUAAGAUUCCGUGAUCCAAAAAGCCAGCCGCUGGGUAUAGAUCUCUGCAGACCUUUUGCAGCUCAUUGCAUUGGCUAUCCCGUUGUAACUUUGGGUUUCAGUUUAAAGAGUAUGAUCUCACAUCAUUUUCGUUUGAGAAGACAAAAGUUUGUGGAAGCACAAAAUAUAACGUUUUUUUCAAUUCUGGAAGAGGCAUUACCAAAGGAACUUUGGUGCUAUUUGAAAUCAGACACCAUUCCUAAAUCUAAACAUUCGAAUAUGGUUUGUGAAAAUAACUGUUCAACACUGGCUAUUUCUUCUCCCAUAUCCACUGUGCCAAAUUUAACUUCAUCUGGAAAUAUAUCUGAAUUAAAUAGGGUUAACCCGAUUCAUUCCAGAGAUAAAGAAAUUCAUCCUGCCUCAAGUGUUAAUAAGAAGAAUAUGUCUCUGAAUCAUCCCCGUACAACACGACUCGUCUAUUCAUCUACUCGUGGUGAUAAUUGUACGGAUCUUUCUUUAUGUUCAAAUGAUAGUAGUGUCUCACAAGAAUGUACAUUUCGGUUAGGAAAUGAUGAACCAGUGAAUAACCAUACUUCUGUACCAUCAUCACUUUCAGAGCAGCCUGAAUCGUAUGUGGCCGUCUCUCUCGCUCAAACGAUCAUUGUAAAGGUUCCAUCUGUUCCUAACUCUGUUGUUCCGGAUACUGUUUCUGCUGACAAUCAUAUAGAGAGGGACACUGAUAUGAAGGAGGAUAAAUUAGUUCACAAGAAAUCCACGUCACUACUUGCUUCAGUUACAUCUGGUUUAUCAACUUCAACUUGUUCUAAUUCAAUUAGUAAUAAUAGUAGAGCCAAAUCAAACUGUACACCAUCAAAUUCAAAAUCUUGUGAAACAAAACAAUCACCUCCAUCAAUCAAUAUUGCUUCAAAUAAAACAACUCUUUCUAAUAAUUCGAAUGUAAGUUCAGCUUCUUCUGGGGCUGCUGCUAGUAGUAGAUCCAAUACAUGCGGUUCAACCUCAUUAUCAACUGGUUGUAAAUCAGGCGGUAAAAAUGCUAACAAGGAUGAGUAUACUUUAAAACUAGAAGCUGAGGCUAGAAAUUUAAAAUCGGAAAUCCAGUCUUUACGUAGUUCAGAAAUUCAGUUACGUGGUCAAGUUCAGCAGUUACUUGCUGCUGAACGAACAUAUCGCUCUGAAAGUUCUCAAGCUCAGCAAGAAUCUGAAAGUUUGCAAGCCAAGCUCAAUCAAUUGACUCAACGCCUUCAGGCGGAUCGUGCCAGUCUACAGGCAGCUGAGAAACGUCUCACUGAAGAGCGUAAAUAUCGUUUGCUUCUCGAACAGCAGUUCAAACAGCAAUCUGGUAAACAAAUAGAAGCAAGCUCCUCAGAAUCAACAUCUAACGAACCAGUUAUUUCUAAAACCACAGAUUCCAAAGCUUCAAUGACUGAAUCUCGAAGUACUUCAUUAAGUUCCUGUGAUCCCAUAUGCGUUGAAGCAUGUAAAAACAAUGAAUUAUGCGCAAAACGAAGGCAGGAACUAGAAUUAGAAUUGCAAAAUCUUACAAAAGCUUUAACUAUUAAAAAUAACCAACUUACAGCACUGAACUCUGAACGUUUUUCACAUGGUGGACUAGGUGAAUCCAAUGAUAAGACAUGGAAGAAGCAAAAUAAAAAUGAACAAACAAAACAAUCUAAUUCUGUGGAACAAAACUACAAUAUGAGCAAACGGCGGCAAAAGCAUGAAAUAACUGAGACUGAAUUAAGUGAUCUUGCCUCUCGUGUAAACUCUUUGCAAGAAGAAAAUCAACGUCUGACAGACACCUUAAAAGAGGAAGACAAAAUGAAACAGGAGCUUAUGACGGCUUACCAUUCUUCCCUCAAAGAGAUAACAGAAUUAAAUGCUACACUUACAAAGAAGGAGUACCAAAUCGUCGAACUUAACAAGCGCUUAAAUUGCCUUACUCCAAAUCUCUGUGAGUAUGUAAGCAGAAUGAAUGCUUCAACAUCGAAUUCUGCUAAAGUUUCAAACAUCUCAAUCCCUUUGGAUGGCAUUCCUAACGAAGAAUGUGUAAUUAACUCAUAUUCUGUCACAGAUACUUCACAGAUGUACACAAACUUUAACAAAACACAAAUGGAUGAGCACAACCAUAUAGACAGAAUUGUUUCUAAAACUGGGUCGACAAACAGAAUGAAUUCUUAUAAUCAGUCCUACUCCUUGACUCCAUAUGAAACAUCUGCGCCAUCGAAUAAUCUAUCAAAUCAAAAGUCAAGCAUUUAUUUUGUUGAUCCUUGUGCCAAAUCAAAGCCUUUCUUCACAUCCCCCUUUCCUGUUACUGAUAGAAAAUUUCAUGGAAUUUCUGAAAUAAAUAAUUCCACUAAUCUUAAUAAUUUGGACUAUUUCGGUCAUCUUACUUCGUCGGAAGAGGUUAUUCCGUCGUCGUCGUCACUAACCAAUACUGGACUAGGUUAUCAAACAAGUCUAAAUGACCAUUGUCACAUAAAUAAUAGAAUGCAUUUUCGUCCGGAUAAACUACCUAAUUCAAACGCCUUUCAUCUCAGUCAUUUCGAAACCCUUGGUAUGAAAUGUAUGAAUGGAGGAUACACGUCAUAUGAUAAUGCUGUUUUAAAUAGAGUUUUACCAACCAGAUCUAUGCCGUUGUGUAGUACCAGACCAAUGACUGUCGGGAAUUCAGCCCAAGCUUCGUCACCCCCGCCUUUGUUUGUUCCACCUCCCGGCCUCUUACAGGGUGAUGUUGCUUCUAGUGUUUUGCAUUAUUCACACUCUAUUAAUGGAACAUUAUCAUUGCCAUCUUUAGAAGUGGUUGCAAAUUCGUCAGUUUGUGUCACUGAGUCCAUGUCAACAACCCCAACUGCAGUUAGUUCAUAUAGUCCUCGGAUUGUAGCCGACUCAUAUUCCACAGAUCCAGUGCAUACAGUUGGUCACCAGGAAGAACUAUCAUCUCAAUCGUACAGUAGUUUGAAUUUUAAUAGUUCAGUAUGUGACAGCUUUACUAAUCUCAACCCACAUUCAAUAUUCAUGACAUCUAAUGAACCUAGUUGUUUUCAAUUCGGGAUGAGAAAUUCCACUGAUGAUAAGCCCAACUCUUUUGAUUUCACUACAUUUGGUCCCGUUGGGUCAUCAUCACCAGCCGGUACUUUCAUCCACUCAAAUUUAAAUAGUUCUAACUGCAAUAGUUCUAUCUUGUCAAAUUUAACUUCAACAGGUUUACAGAGUAGACAAGUGUGUUUAGAUUCACAAAAUACUGAUACCUUAAGGUUUCCUAUGAUGUCUCCAUCAGUUUCGCAUUCAGAUGCCAUCUCAAAUUCAUCUACGAUGUAGUAGCGAUCAGACAUUAUAAGAACUGAAUUUUUUUGUCUUAUCGUAUGUUUACAUCAAAAAACCUUAUUUUGCUGUAUUUCCGUUAUUAAUUUUUAUCCGGACAGCAGUGUGGAAAGAAAACUAAGUUUUAUUAACUGUUUAAGAGCUUUUCGAAACUCGUGAUUCGUCUUACGGGGACCCAACUUUGCAUUUUGAUAACCUUCAGAGAGUUUGACCUUUUUUCUGGAGUUUAUGUACCCAAAUUUUAUUGUUACUUUACUAUUACAACUCUUGAUAUAUUUUUUGCUUUAUUAUAUCCUAAUCGGUUAACAUAACAGCAGAAUCUGCUUUAAAUGGUUUGUCUCUCUUCUAAGAUUUGUCUUCUAGACCCUUCUAAUCCCUUUCUUUAAUAUCUUCAUAUGACUUAUGCUAUUUCUUUUGUUUUCCGAACUAAGUAUUAUGGUCUAGUCGUUGCGUUUUCUUGUUAUUCUUUUUUAUGGUUUUGUUCCUACCUUCCCCUUUUUAAAUGUGUUGCUUAACGCUUUGUAGUCGAUACUAAAAUUGUGGUCUUUGUUUUGUAUUUACGACUUAUGCACACUUUUCCAACUCAUCUUUUUUGUUCAUACGUUUAAGAGUAUCUCAAUGGUUGGCUAGUUAUCUUCUUUUCCUGUUUCUUAUUUUUCAUGUCCAGUUUACAUUCUACUGUGCAGCAUGAACUUUGUUUCUUUAACCAUGAUAAAAAUUAUUGAAAAAUAACAAAAUUUAUGUGAGACG
Molecule: messenger RNA, 6268 nt
Organism: Schistosoma intercalatum
Lineage: Eukaryota; Metazoa; Platyhelminthes; Trematoda; Strigeidida; Schistosomatidae
Source: the annotation of a GenBank genome assembly